GCCCGCGCGCCCGCCGCCUCGCUGCCUGCCUGCCUGCCCGGCCGGCGGCGGGCCCAGGCCGUCCCGAUGCCCGAGCCCGGCCCCAGGAUGAACGGCUUCUCGCUGGGCGAGCUGUGCUGGCUCUUCUGCUGCCCGCCCUGCCCGAGCCGCAUCGCCGCCAAGCUGGCCUUCCUGCCGCCCGAGCCCACCUACACGGUGCUGGCGCCCGAGCAGCGCGGCCCGGGCCCCGGCGCGCCCGCCCCGGCCCCGGCCCCCGCGGCCACCGCGGCGCAGGCGGCCGAGGAGGGCGCGGGCCCGGGCGCGUGCAGCCUGCACCUGAGCGAGCGCGCCGACUGGCAGUACUCGCAGCGCGAGCUGGACGCCGUCGAGGUCUUCUUCUCGCGCACGGCCCGCGACAACCGGCUGGGCUGCAUGUUCGUGCGCUGCGCGCCCUCCAGCCGCUACACGCUGCUCUUCUCGCACGGCAACGCCGUGGACCUGGGCCAGAUGUGCAGCUUCUACAUCGGCCUGGGCUCGCGCAUCAACUGCAACAUCUUCUCCUACGACUACUCGGGCUACGGCGUCAGCUCGGGCCGGCCCUCCGAGAAGAACCUCUACGCGGACAUCGACGCCGCCUGGCAGGCGCUCCGCACCCGGUACGGCGUGAGCCCCGAGAACAUCAUCCUGUACGGGCAGAGCAUCGGGACCGUGCCCACGGUGGACCUGGCCUCCAGGUACGAGUGUGCCGCCGUCAUCCUGCACUCACCACUGAUGUCCGGUUUGCGCGUGGCCUUUCCCGACACCAGGAAAACGUACUGCUUCGAUGCCUUCCCCAGCAUCGACAAGAUCUCGAAGGUCACCUCUCCCGUGCUGGUCAUUCACGGGACCGAGGACGAGGUCAUCGACUUCUCCCAUGGCCUGGCCAUGUACGAGCGCUGCCCCCGAGCCGUGGAGCCCCUCUGGGUCGAAGGGGCCGGGCACAAUGACAUAGAGCUUUACGCACAAUACCUGGAGAGACUAAAACAGUUCAUAUCUCACGAGCUUCCUAACUCCUGAAGACAACUUGAUUUUACCUCGCUUACUGUGAACACAAAGGGUCCUCUGGCUCGGGCGACCUCUGGGGAGGGCCGGCCUAUAGGGCGUGGUCCUCAGGGAGCUGGGGAAGCCUCAGGCUCGCGGCCAGAGGAUUUCUACUAAUACACACCCACCACCCUUUCCACCGCACUGUGCGGCUGCCCACCUCGCGUCCUUGCAGGGACUGGGGGCGAGGGCCGGCGGCGGGGCGGGUUCUUGGCGCUGUGUAAAGGAUGCUCCCCUCCAGGUCUCCGGCUUCCCUGUCACCUAGGAUUCACUGACACAGGCCUCUCCCCGCCCUCCCCACGUCCUCCGCCCUCCCGGGGUCAAUGCCUUGGUGAAGCUGUGCGGGAGCGGCUGGAAGACCGGUGACAGAAAUGUCCUCCUAUCUCCUGCGAACAUGCCGGCCUUUCCCCCACACAGGUCACUGGAAGGGUAACUGGCUGGCACCAUCCCGAACAGCUUCACCUGCUGGAACCAUAGAAAUAUAACUGGAAUAUUCUUAAACUGAAAGAAACUGGAUUUUUUUUAAGUGUAAAUUUAUUACUAGCGAACAGAAUUUUCCUAUUUUGACUGGCUGGUCUAAUGACAGGAGCCUAACCGACUUUCCUCCUGGCGAGUCCACUUUGUAGGCUUUUUAAAAAAAGUCCUGUAGAUAAAUUUGCAACACAUUUGUGCAUAGAUUCCUAAUGGAUAGUUGUCCUUCGUCAGGAUUCAACUGCAAAUUCCUUGUUUGUAAUGUAAAUGAUUGGAUACAUUUUGUUAAUAUGUUUUUAUUCCUAUGUUUUGCUAUCAAAAAAUUUUAUAACAUUUCCAAGACAAAAAAAAAAGACCAGUUUAGGCUUUGAAGAAUUUAUGUAAUUAAAACUUCACAGAACUAAUCUUUUUACUUUCGCAGGUAUUUAGGUUUUGACACUGGAGUUGCAUCUUACAAGCAUCAGAAAUAGAAGAUGCUUGAAAUUGCUACACUGCUCAGAUUGGUUGAGGGUUUGGGUUUGGAGGGGUUUUUGUUUUGUUUUGUUUUGUUUUACUUUUUUUUUUCUCCAAAUUUAAAAGCCUUAAAUGUACUGUGAGCCUCAGAUUGUUGUGCGGCUGGACCGAGGUCGAGCACCGGUUUGUGUACUGUGGCCUGGGCGAGGCCCAGCGGUUGGUCACGGAAUAAAGGAUGCAUGGAUCAGA
Molecule: messenger RNA, 2232 nt
Organism: Phyllostomus discolor (pale spear-nosed bat)
Lineage: Eukaryota; Metazoa; Chordata; Mammalia; Chiroptera; Phyllostomidae
Gene: ABHD17C
Product: abhydrolase domain containing 17C, depalmitoylase
Exons: 3
Coding region: 67-1035 (322 amino acids)
Biological process (GO): protein depalmitoylation
Cellular component (GO): plasma membrane; endosome membrane
Molecular function (GO): palmitoyl-(protein) hydrolase activity
Source: RefSeq, a predicted model, not a curated record